Messenger RNA from Hippocampus zosterae (dwarf seahorse), 1566 nucleotides. It is a transcript of the gene clybl, whose product is annotated as citrate lyase beta like. The record is from RefSeq and is a predicted model, not a curated record. Gene Ontology annotation, molecular function: (S)-citramalyl-CoA lyase activity. The transcript has 8 exons. Lineage: Eukaryota; Metazoa; Chordata; Actinopteri; Syngnathiformes; Syngnathidae. Gene Ontology annotation, biological process: regulation of cobalamin catabolic process. Bases 44 to 1060 code for a protein of 338 amino acids.
CCUGCCAAUCGACGCUCUCUGUUCUAACGUAGCUGGAAAAAAGAUGGCGGCGCCCGUCAGAACAGCUCUCAAACGACUUUUGCAACAGGAGGGUGUCUGGCUCAGGUUGUGUACUACGGGAUGGCGUCACCACCAUAACCCCGCAGGUGCUUCGCUGCCCUAUGUACCCCGCAGAGCCGUGCUCUACUGCCCCGGCAAUGAUGAGCGAAAGCUGAGGAAACUGGCCACGCUGGAAGUUGACUGCGCCGUCCUGGACUGCGAGGAUGGCGUUGCCCUCAACAAAAAGACAGAGGCCAGGGAAAACAUUCCCAGGAUGUUGGCUGAAUUGAACCUGGGCCGGACGGAGAAGUGUGUGAGGGUCAACUCGGUGUCCAGUGGUUUAGCUGAGGCUGACCUACAAGUUGUCCUACAGGCUGAGGUUCUCCCCCCUGCUCUAAUGCUGCCCAAAGUGGAGGACACUCAAGAAAUUCAGUGGUUCGUUGACAGGUUUCAGCGCAGCUUGAAAGGACGGCCGCUGACGGGACCUAUUCGCCUGGUGACCUUUGUGGAAACGGCUGUGGGCCUGCUCAACUUUAAGGCGGUAUGCGGGGAAAUCCGUCGACUCGCAUCUGAGGCGGGCCUCCAUCAUGACGGUGUGGUGUUCGGUUCCGAUGACUUCUGCGCCAGUAUAGGGGCCACACGGACCAAGGAUGCCAAGGAGCUGCUGUACGCCAGGCAGAAAGUGGUCACCACCGCCAAGGCUUUCGGGCUGCAGGCGAUCGACCUGGUGUACAUUGACUACAAAGACGUGGAAGGGCUGAGGCAGCAGGCCCGGGAAGGAGCUCUCAUGGGCUUCACAGGUAAGCAGGUCAUCCACCCCGGGCAGGUCCAGGCCGUGCAGGAAGAAUUCUCUCCCAGUCAGCAGAGGGUCCAGUGGGCUAAAGAGCUCAUUGCUGCAUUCGAGCUACACCAGAAAGAAGGAAAGGGUGCAUUCACGUUCCACGGUAGCAUGAUUGACAUGCCGUCGCUGAAGCAAGCGCAGAACAUCGUCACGCUCUCUGCGGCCGUGCCACAGAAAUAAUGUGGCCACCAGGGACCAAAUACAAAGAGUUGUUGGUGGGGUGCUGGGGGCCAGGCAGGAACUGGACUUUGCUUGACAUUAAGAGAACAGUUUUGUUUCAAUUCAGUUUUAUUUUUUGGGGGACGAGGGGCGAAAAAAGGUAUGACCCAUCGUACUUUAGGACAACCUGGUCUCCCAGGGGCUUCUGGUGGAGGGACGCCAUCUUUCCUUCGUCACGUGCCUACUCCUUCACUCUGCUCAAGGUCAUCAUGAAAGCAUCUUGAUGGUUGGAGCUGCUGGGCGAAAAGGGUAAACAAAUACUAUUUUGAUUUGCGGGAGAUCCAUUCAACGUACCCCCCCCAACCCUCCCGCCUUAUUCAUGGGCCGGCUCAUGAACGCGGAACAACGUGAAUUCGCCAUUUAGCGUCUUUGUGUGGGUCCCUUGAGCAAAAGUCAUGCGGCUCCUUGCUCGGGCAGCCUGCGGGUCUAACUGUGGCCAAAUAUAAUAAAAGAUGCCUGAUCUCUCA